Cricetulus griseus (Chinese hamster) is the source of this 2419-nucleotide messenger RNA. Lineage: Eukaryota; Metazoa; Chordata; Mammalia; Rodentia; Cricetidae. The record is from RefSeq and is a predicted model, not a curated record.
CUCCUUUCAUUUUCUUUUACAGCUGUUAUAAGCAGAGGGGACUUGAGGAAGUAGAUGAAAACUGUGCUGUCUGAGGAGAAUCCUAGCUGCUGCAUCUAAGGGGGAGCUUUGUCCUCCUCUUUCCUCUCUCAGCCUCCUGCAGUGGGCACUGUCAGCCUGAGAUCUCUGCUGCCAGACAGUCCAUCCUCAGCUGAGCUGCUCCUGGUUUCAGGGUCACCGACUGGAAUAUGGGCAACCUACCAGGGACUAAAUCUCUAAAGAAGAAAAAGGCUGUUCCACUGCCAAGAGAUUACAAACACAAACUUCCUCAGACACGGACAGUCAACAUGGAGCAACAGUGUGGUCUAAUCACUGGUGACAUGGAGCCAGUACCACUGAAGAACAUCUCGGUAAACUUGUGCAUUAAUGACUUUGUGGCUGGUGUGUCUGCAACCUUAAAUUAUGAGAAUGAGGAAGAAGUCCCAGUAGAGGCCAUCUUUGUAUUCCCCAUGGAUGAAGACUCUGCUGUCUACAGCUUUGAAGCCUUGGUGGAUGGGAAGAAAAUUGUGGCAGAACUGCAGGAGAAGAUGCAGGCACAGAGAAACUAUGAGGAUGCCCUCUCCCAGGGCCACCAAGCUUACUUAUUGGAAGAGGAUGACUACUCCAGGGAUGUCUUUUCUUGCAAUAUUGGGAACCUCCUGCCUGGGGCUAAGGUGGGAGUUACGCUGAGGUAUGUACAGGAACUGCCUCUGGAUACAGAUGGUGCCCUGCGCUAUGUACUGCCAGCCAUCUUGAAUCCAAGAUAUCAACUCUCUGAACAGUCAGCAAACAGUUCUUUGAAUAUGAAGACUCCCAUAGUCCCUUUGGAGGCCCUGCCCUACACACUCAGCAUGGUUGCCACCAUCACUUCCCAGCAUGGCAUUGAGAGGGUCCAUUCCAACUGCUCCUUGGGUCCUAUUCAGUACCUUGCUGAUGGCAAGACUUCUGCUCAGGUUUCCUUGGCUGAAGGACACAAGUUUGAUCGGGAUGUGGAACUCCUGAUUUACUACAGUGAAGUGCACAGCCCCAGUGUAGCUGUGGAGAUGGGGAUGCAGGACAUGAAGCCAGACAGUUUGAUGGGUUCUCCUUCUGCAAUGGUGAGUUUCUAUCCAGAUCUCCCAGAAGUGGAGGGUUCAAGGGCCUGUGGAGAAUUUAUAUUCCUCAUGGACCGCUCUGGAAGUAUGGGAUCCCGCUUGAGCCACCACAAUGAUUCUCAGCUACGCAUAGAGGCUGCCAAGGAAACUCUGUUGCUGUUGCUGAAGAGUUUACCUAUGGGUUGUUAUUUCAACAUCUAUGGAUUUGGAUCUUCUUAUGAAAAAUUCUUUCCGGAGAGUGUGAAGUACACUCAGGAAACAAUGGAAGAGGCAGUGAAAAGAGUGAAGGAUCUGAAAGCUGACCUAGGGGGCACUGAAAUCUUGACACCACUCCUCAACAUUUACAAGGGACCCUCCAUUCCUGAGCAUCCAUUACAGCUCUUUGUCUUUACGGAUGGAGAAGUUGAUGACACAUUUAGCGUCAUUAAAGAAGUUAAGUUAAACAGCAAGAAGCACAGGUUCCAGGCCAUCAUAUGAUUCAAAAGUGGAACUAUAUUCAAUACUUUGUGAAGAUAUUUCGUCAAAAGGUCAUGAAAUGUAUGAUGAUGUAUGUUGUGAAGACUACUUUUCAUUGGAUUGUAUGGAAGAUACAGAAUCCAUGAGCAUGAUGAACAACUCAGAUUUUUCCACCAAGAAUCCCAAGUUGCAAAAUGACCACAAAGGUUUUGGAGAAAAUGCCAUUCUGCACCUGAUUUCCCUCCAAAAGGCAAAUGGCUCCUGGGAACUGGAUGAGGAACUGACUGAGAUCCUGGGCACUAGUUUGGAAGACAUAAAGGCUGCAAAUCCUGCCAAGGAUCAGGACCCCUCAGUCUGGGCCACAGUGCUGGCUGUGCUCUGGCUGCAUGCCAAUGGCAAAGACUUGAAGUGUGAGUGGGAACUUCUGGAAAGGAAGGCAGUGGCCUGGCUCCAUGACCAUGCAGACUCCUCCAACCCCAUGCUAGUGCAAGCUGCCAAUAGUUUUCUGAAACUGUCUGUGACUCCCGAUGACCUUGUCUUCUGAGACUGCAACCCAAGAAUCAAGAGUAUCACUUUAUUAUGACUAUGUCCCUCCCAUGUCCCUUGGCAGAGAUAGCAUUUGGUUUUUAUCUUUACCUUUUUCAUUCUUCUCAUAACAAUAAAGGCUAUCUGCCCAGGCUUGCUAAUCUAUUCCAGAGCCCAUUGGAUCUGAUAUACUAUCCCAUCAUUUCACCAGUGAGGAAUUAUUAUGGUCUCCCAUCAUGUCAUAUGCAGAAUGACACUUGAAGAUUUACAGAGAAAUUACAAUAAAAUAAGUGGCAUGAAAUUUUGAAUAAGCACUGUAACAUUGA